Molecule: messenger RNA, 2678 nt
Organism: Limanda limanda (common dab)
Lineage: Eukaryota; Metazoa; Chordata; Actinopteri; Pleuronectiformes; Pleuronectidae
Gene: mastl
Product: microtubule associated serine/threonine kinase-like
Exons: 13
Coding region: 93-2609 (838 amino acids)
Biological process (GO): peptidyl-serine phosphorylation; intracellular signal transduction
Cellular component (GO): nucleus
Molecular function (GO): ATP binding; protein serine/threonine kinase activity
Source: RefSeq, a predicted model, not a curated record
UUCAAAUUUUCAAAACAAACCCAGAGGUUGUUGUUUGUGAAAUGAGAGCGGUGACUUCGAGCUGAAAGGUUCGUUCCAGACGAGUUUACACGAUGGAACCGGACGAGAAACAUGUGUCCUGCAGAAAGAGGAAACCGGUGGAUGUCCCCAAAGCGCCGUCCAUCGAGGACUUCGUGGUUCUGAAGCCCGUCAGCCGAGGAGCCUUCGGGAAGGUCUACCUCGCCCGGAAGAAGAGCAACGCGAGGCUCUACGCCAUUAAGGCGAUGAAGAAAGCGGACAUGGUGGACAAGAACAUGACGGGACAGAUGAAGGCGGAGAGGGACGCGCUGGCUCUGAGCAAGAGUCCCUUCAUCGUGCACCUGUUCUAUUCCCUUCAGACGUCCACCAAGAUCUAUCUGGUGAUGGAGUACCUCAUCGGUGGAGAUGUCAAAUCUCUGCUUCACAUCUACGGAUAUUUUGACCUGGACAUGGCUGUUAAAUACAUUUCAGAGGUUGCUCUGGCUUUAGAUUACCUUCAUCGUCAUGGUAUUAUCCACAGGGACUUGAAGCCAGACAAUAUGCUCAUAUCCAAUGAAGGUCACAUCAAACUUACAGACUUUGGUCUUUCUAAAGUCAAGCUCGACAGAGAGCUGAGUCUUAUGGACAUCCUAACCACCCCGUCCUUGGCUAAACCAAAUAAAGAUUAUUUCCGCACGCCGGGUCAAGUCCUGUCCUUGAUCAGCUCCCUUGGAUUUAAUACACCUACAGGGGAAGUAAAGCGUCACUGCAGCGCAUCUGCUGCUUCCAGUCCCGUUUCCGGUGGCAGAAUAAGACACAAGAAUAACUCUCUCGGUUCUCCCUUGAUGAAGAAGAAAGAUCAGAUGUUCUCCUCUUCUCAGUACCCUUGGAAAAAGGGACCGAACAACAGUGUGUUUAGUCCUCACAAUCUGGCAAAAAAUCUGUCUCCCACGCUCAAGAUGACCAGAAAAAGGUUUGAGACGAUGAGUGCUGGCAGCACCACUGACACUGAAGGAGGCAUCAGUCCACUGUGGGAGUCCGAGGAGAAAGAAAAUGAACCCAUCAGGAGAGGAAUUAAACAGGACUUUGCACCCACAAAACUGAGAGCCCUCCUGCUCUCUGCUCAGGCCAGCAGCAAUCUGCCCAAAAAGUCAAAUCCAGACCAACUUGAUGAAAAAAUGCCUCACAGCAACAAACUGAAGUCUGGUUUUGGUUCCACGGUUCAGGAGGAUAUUUGUCUUUCAGCGACAGUUGACAGUCAAACUGUGGUUCCCUCAACUGUCAAGAGAACAUAUUCAGAAAUAGAGAGGAGUCCAGAGCCAUUAGAAAUUCAAGCCAAGAGGAGUAACGCAGACUACAGAAGAUGCUAUGAGAUUCCAGAGGAGACCACAAGGUUUCACAGUGGCCUGACGGGAACUUUUUCCACCUUUCAGCUCGGCGGAUUCAUGGCCUCCACAGAGGGGAUCGACUUAUCCGACGAACGAGUCCCGAAGCGCUCCAGUCCCAUCGCUGUUACCAAAACCUUGUUCUGUGAACUGGAAGAGCCGGUAGAGGACGUGUUUGAAGAUGGAGCCAAAGACUUGUCUCACUCGAGCUUCACGUCACCACUUGCUGGAAACAGUGACGUUUGCAGGAGCCUGAGUCUGGACUCUGACGGGUCUAUGCACGAAACCUCUCUCACAAUGGAGAGCCAUUCAUCUCUCCAACUAAGCAAGUUCCCCAAAAUCCGGAACUCGAUAUUAUUUGAGGGUCAAGAGGAAAACCCAGACUCGUCCAUCACUGACUCACUUCCACACACCCCCUCUGCUGUGAGCACAGCUCUGAGUCAUUUCAACCAGCUCCCGGAUCUCACCGGCCGUGCGGCGCAGUCUCCCUCGUUCCUCAAGCCUCGAAACGUUGUGGUUUUUCGUAGUUACUGCAGCUCCAUUAACCGCUCCAACAUGUCGGGGGUCUCCAGACUCAGUGUUGGGUCUGUGGAGGCCAUGGACUUUUCCGCAUCAGCCUCUUAUCACUCGGCGUUUGGCGCCGCAACACCAGUGCAGAAACGAGUCAGCUCCAACAGCUCUCCCUUUCAGACGCCUCAGGCCAUGUCCACCUCCCACACUCCCUUCAGGACGCCCAAGAGCGUCCGCAGGGGCGCGCUGCCUGUGGAGGGCGCUCCCAUCUUAGGGACCCCCGACUAUCUAGCUCCAGAGCUUCUUCUGGGGAAACCACACGUUUCAGGAAGUGGUCAGUUCGACUUCAUGGUGGACUGGUGGGCUCUUGGCGUUUGCCUUUUCGAGUUCCUCACGGGGAUUCCGCCCUUUAACGACGAGACGCCACAGCUGGUCUUCCAGAAUAUUCUCAACAGAGACAUCCCGUGGCCCGAGGACGAAGAGGAAUUGUCUGAAAAUUCAAGAGCUGCCAUUGAAAUACUUUUGACCAUGGACAUGACCAAACGAGCAGGUCUGAAGGAACUCAAGCGCCACCCCCUGUUUGACGGCCUGGACUGGGUCAACCUGCAGAACCUGCCCAUGCCCUUCAUUCCUCAGCCCACGGACGAGACCGACACCUCGUACUUUGACGCAAGAAACAACGCUCAGAACAUCGCAGUGUCUGGCUUCAGUUUGUAAGAGCAGACAUCAACAGGUUUUUAUCUGUUGGGGAAGUUUGAAAUGAGAGUGAAAAAUCAGAGCCGUCAU